ACCUGCGCGCUGCGCUCUUGCCUCGGCGAGUUCAGUUGUCCUAAGGGGCCCGACGGGGUGGACGGGCGAUGGCGGAGGCUGCAGCGCGGAGUUUGCGAGGGCCUCGCUGCUUGCUCUGGGCGUUGCUGUGCGCUGGAUCCUGGUCCUUGAUAUCAGCUCAAACCCCACAGGUGAUUCAAGUUCCUGAAAAUCAUUCGGUAAACCUGCCAUGUAAAGCCAUAGCUGGACAAGGUACACCAUCGCGCCUGGAGUGGAAAUUUGAGGGUUCCGGUAACAGAGAGUUUGUGUACUAUCAUGACCAGUUGACAGAUAACUACAAAAACCGUGCUGAAUUCCAUCUCAAUGAGAUUUAUCUCAAGUCAGCAACCCGCCAAGACUCGGGGAAAUACACUUGUCAGGUCGUUGGCGACUCUGGGCUUUCUGAAAGCGUAGUGGAUCUCAUUGUCCAAGUUCCACCAUCCAAGCCAAAGGCUGAAGUGCCCUCCUCAGUAACCAUCGGCAACAGAGCUGUCCUUAGUUGCGUGGAGACAGAUGGUUCCCCACCACCCACCUUCAAGUGGUACAGGAAUGACAUCCUAAUACCCACGGACCCGAAAACCAACACCCUCUUCCAGAAUUCAUCCUACACGCUUGACUCCAAGACGGGGGUGCUGACAUUUGAGCCUGCGACCGCCUUUGAUGCUGGAGACUAUGCUUGCGAGGCCGAUAACCAAGUUGGUACUUCACAGAAGUCGGAAGCUGUUCGUAUGGAGCCCAGCGAAGUCAACGUGGGCGGCAUCGUGGCAGCCGUGGUGGUGCUUCUUAUUGUCUUCGGGCUAGCAGCCUUUGGCAUCUGGUUUGCCUACAGCCGGGGGUUCUUCAAAAGAAGAGACACCACCAACAAGAAGGUCAUUUACAGCCAGCCUUCCACCCGGAGCGAUGGUGAAUUUAAACAGACAUCGUCCUUCUUGGUUUGAUCUCUGCCCUGGGCCUGCCUUGAGGCGUGUAUUACGGCCAUCCUCCUUGACCUGUUGUAAAUGUUCCUUACGAAUCCUUGUAAUUAAGUGUGAUUUUUAACCUGUUUUUUUAAAAUGUAAGAGUACUUUUCCAAUUUCUGCACCUUUUAACCUUAAUUUAAAGGACUGUCUCAGAAGGUUUUUUUAAAGGCGGUAGUUCAUAAUCUCAGUGGAGACCAGAAGAUCCAGACUACCAAAGCUGCUAAAUAAUACCGCCCCCCCGCCUCCACAUAUCUGGUUCCUGUAAAUGGCUCAACUGACUUAGGGGUAGCGGGAGAAUGGCACUCAGCGGUUCUGAGUGGGUCAGAGUGGGUCAGAUCAGGAUGCUUGGACCUCCUGCUUCUGCCUUUCUUCCAAAGAGGAGAAAAUAAUUUCUAGGAAACAACAAAUGAGGAAUUGCUUUGUUAGUAGAAGACGAAAUGUUCACAUCUACAUGUGCUCUUUCUACAAGGGGCAACCUACGGUCACCUAAGAAAGAUCCACACGAUGCUGUUUAGACUGUCAGAAAACUGAACAUGUUAACCAGCACCAGUGCAGAGUUCAUUGGGAAAUGAGUGGUCUGAAGCAGCCCAAAGUCUGAAUUAGGAUCACGGCCUUAUAGGAAGGUUAAGGUAGUCCCCUGUGCAAGCACCGAGUCAUUACUGACCCACGGGGGACGCCGCAUCAUGACGUUUUCUUGGCAGACUUUUUACAGGAUAGUUUGCUAUUGGCUUCCCCAGAUGGCCUUAUAUGGUGUUGUAAAGUUUUAGAACCAAGAAGAAUUUUUUCUGCCAGGUCCUUUUAAACCUUGAGAUUGCUACCAAUGCGUGCCUAUUUAUAAAUAUUGUUUGACAUUCAUGUGUAAUUUUAUCUACUGACCAAUUGGAAAUAAAGUUGGUGUGUUUUUUUUUUCA
This is a messenger RNA of Eublepharis macularius, 1888 nucleotides long. RefSeq names its product F11 receptor (gene F11R). Gene Ontology annotation, cellular component: bicellular tight junction. Gene Ontology annotation, biological process: intestinal absorption; cell adhesion; regulation of membrane permeability. Lineage: Eukaryota; Metazoa; Chordata; Lepidosauria; Squamata; Eublepharidae. Bases 69 to 956 code for a protein of 295 amino acids. The record is from RefSeq and is a predicted model, not a curated record. The transcript has 10 exons.